Nematocida major is the source of this 690-nucleotide messenger RNA. RefSeq lists its product as uncharacterized. The transcript has a single exon. The coding region runs from base 1 to 690 and encodes 229 amino acids. The record is from RefSeq and is a predicted model, not a curated record. NCBI's taxonomy places the organism in Eukaryota, Fungi, Microsporidia.
AUGAGGUACAGGUAUCCCCACGCGGAUCUUCUUGUGAUGUGGGGGACAUGCAACAAAAUAUCAAUUACUCUUGCAGCAGUGAAUGCAGCCUGUUUCAUCGACAGAAAGUGGGGCCUGCUCUACUGCGUCGAGUACGCCUAUAUUCUUGCUGUUUUUCUUGCGCUUGUGAAGGACAAGUAUAUCCGAAGGCGCAUAGAAAAUGCUCGCCUGAUAGAACUUCUGCACAUUCUCUUUGUCUCUCCCCUGUUCUACGGCCUCUUCUCUGGGAUCGGGCUUUUUCAUGCGGGGGUUUCUUUUGGGGCAGGAUCUUUCCUCCUUUCCUUCCACAGGCCGACAUCCAGGGCCCUGCAGGUGCUUUCUUCGCUGUGCUUUUCCACGGAGGCCGAAAGAAUCGACUCUGCCAACGGGGCAACGAUCUUCUUCAUUCUGGCGAUGCGCGCCCUCAGUGCACACUCCCCGGGGAACAUCUACGCGGAGAGAGCCCUCGCCCUCGUUUUAAACAUUCUUCUCAGCAACUUCUCAGAGUGCACGAGCGUCCUGCACGUGUCCGCGUGGGAGUUCUUCUGCACAGUGGUCUCCCCGUGCGUUCUGGUGCUUCUGUACGAGAAAAAGCACCUCCUGAAGGAGAAGAAACGCCUCCAGGGCCCUCCCCGAAGGAGACAGCUCUUCCUCCAGGAGCAACUGCCGUGA